CGAUUCUGCUCUUCUUUUCCUUUCUUCCCGCUGCAGCCACUCGAAAGAAAAAGAAAGAGAACCCAGCCAUGCCUUUGAGAAACCGGUGAGAUAAGCUUGGUUUUCUCCUUCCUUUCUUGCUCUAGAACACACCUAGAACCCAGAAAUCUUUCCCCCCUGCUGGAAAAUCCGGAUCUGCCCUGCUUUGCUCUGUCCUUCCGCCGGCUGCUCCUGCUUUGUGGGGGUGAUUUGCUCCGGUUUUCGGUAAGAACAGCCCCUAAUUUCCUUUGUUCUUGCUUGAAUUGCCCUGGGUUUACUUUAAUUGCUCUUGUUUCUCCAAUUUUUGGGUAAACCCGUGAGCUUUCCCUGCAGCUUGCCGCCGGCCUCUUCCCCAACUGCAGCUCCGGUUUUAGCUGGAGAAUUCUGGUAUGUGGCAGCCCUCCAAGCCCCCGAAUUUGUCCAUUUAUUUGCUUUCAAUUGCUGCCCCUAUUGUGUGUCCGAAUUUUGCUAGAAAAAUGGGGAAGAAUUUGAUAGCUUUAGGACCAUGAUUUAGCUUAAUUGAAGUGGGAUUUAUGUGAUUGAGUGUUAAUUGAUUGCUGUGAUUUUUGGAGUGAAAUCCCGUGAGAUUAGCUAGUGUUUUGGCCAAUUUUGGGAAGUGGAGUUACUGUUCACGUCGGAGUCACUGUUCACCGGUUACUGUUCACCGGUUACUGUUCACACCCCGAGGGCCAACAUUUAGUGGGAAUUUAAAUGAUUAGUUUGUGAUAUGAGAACGAAUUUGGAGAUGUCCGAUCAUGUGGAAAGUGAUAGAAAUAGCAUUGUGAUUAGGAAUGAUCCUAAUGAUGAUUUCAGCUUGAAUUUGUUAUAGUCCGAUAUUAAUUCUGAGGUGUUUUGAUUAGGUUCCUGAUCGUUCUGUUAGUUAGUGCGUGAAUUGAGUGCUCGGUUUUAUGCGAGUGAGGAAAUGAAACCGAGGACGGGGAAACCACGAGAAGUGACGAGUUAGAAGGCUAGCCAUAUUGUAAUUGGAUAUAGAUUUUCAAAAUAAAUCAUGAUCUUGUAAGCUAGAGUGUAUUUGGAGAUUUAUGAUCAGAGAAAUCUUAUAAUUUGAUCUUCAGAUUUUGAUGGUAUUAGAUUGUAGUGUGAUAAGUUCCGAGCCUUGUGCAUU
Molecule: messenger RNA, 1144 nt
Organism: Rubroshorea leprosula
Lineage: Eukaryota; Viridiplantae; Streptophyta; Magnoliopsida; Malvales; Dipterocarpaceae
Source: the annotation of a GenBank genome assembly